UUCAGGUUGGACGCAAGCACGUUCUGUACCUUUUUGCAGUGAACAUAGUAACAUUUAUCGAGUAACCGUGUAACACCCUGCACUCAUACCCUGUUUCAGUGCUCAAAGUGCUUUUCUCUUGCAGUAAAAUGAGGAAAAGAGGUGAAUAUUUCUUGUGCACAAGAUCUUUUCAAAACCUAAAACAAAAAAAUAUUUGUGAGUGCUUGGCUACGGGAUCAUCAGGUCGGUAGAUACAAUAUUGACAUUACAGUGUACAAGGUGUAGCACAUCGUAUUUAUAGAACCUAUCGGAAGUUGGAUAAAAGGGGAGAAUAAAGUACAAUAGCCAUUGCAGGUGAGGUUCAAGCUCCUUCGGCCGAGAGGGAACAGCAGGCACCCACUUCCGCUCCUACUUCCUCUAGUACGAAACGCCGUAGUACAGUGUCAAUAACGAUCUACAAAGCUAUUUUAUACUUUUUUCCAAUAGCUUUAGAAUUCAAGUUAUAACCGUUGCGAAUAGAAGAAAUAUCUUGUUUAAAUGGAACAUACCAGAUUGUGUCAAUUCGCCCGGUACAAAGAAAAUAAAAUGUUUGACGAAUAAGAGGAGCGCAAGGAUCGGGACGCAGUGACCGUUGCGGCAGGUGUGGAUCCUCGCCCGAGACGUUACACUUGGCAGACGCUGUUCGACCGUCAACAAAACAAUACUUUGAAAUAUCCUCUAGGGUCAGGAUGUGACUUACAGGGGCCUCUGUCAUUUCGCCCAUCGUACUUCUGACAACGAGUUCCAACAAGGCAAGAUGAAGAUGCCUCCAGUACUCUUGGCUCUCCAAGAGAGUGUGAAUGAAGCAGAAGCUGACCAAAGCAAGAAAAUGGCAGCAGAAACAACAACUAUCAGCCAGCAACCUCUCAAUCCAGAGCCUGAAGGACUUCCUCCCAUUAUCCUGGGCAAGCAAGGAGAUCAAGCAGUGUCAGCCAAUGGAAGUGUGGACAACAGUAUAGAGGCAAGAAUUCUGGAUUCCAACACUGAAGCCUUUGUACCAGUGACAGAAGAUAGUACAGGUACAGAUUUUGACAGUGAGAUCGUUUCCACAUUACCGACUACUUUAGCAGAAACCACAAGACAAACUGCAUAUAAUGAAGUUUAUUCUCUAUCCAAUUUAGAUAAUGAAAUGAUGAGGGAAAGUUCUGGAAAUUUCAGUGAAGUAGAGUCUCAGGAAUUUCAAAGUACAGAGUAUGCAGAGCUCGAAACCAGUACACCACCUAUCAGCAUAGAUUUCACAAAGGCUACCAUGUCAGACACUGAAAUAGUAACCAGUGAUUUUGAUGAUGAUUCAGAAAGACUAACUACCGUAACUGCAGUUGAAUUUGAAACUGUAACUGAUAGAACUUAUCUCGUCCUUGAGGAUACAGAUAUUUAUGAAAGUAAUACUGUAACUGAUUCAGGUGAUGGUGAUCAUACCAGUAAUACCAGUACUGAUAUGUUCACUGUAACUGACACCUCAGGACCAUCUACUACCAUAUUAUUGGACAUUCCAAAGACGGAAGUUCCCAGGAAUGAGUGGAUGGUGGAUGACGUAGUAAGUAAGGAUAUUCUUCUUGAAGCUUCCCCAACUGCAGGUGUAGGGGAGGUAACUGAUGUUCCUGUGAUUGACCCUUCAAAACUUGACUUUAAAAUUGUAACAACAAGAAAGGGGCUGCAAGUAGAUGCCCAUGAUACUACAUUUGACCCUAGUCAAAUUGCCAAAGCAACAAGCUAUGUAGGUUCUUCAUACUCCACAGCAACUAGAAGUGCAACAGUAACCACUUGGGUGGAUCCUGAUGACAAGAAUGUUCUCACUCAGAGGCAGUCUAAUUCAACAAAUAGCAAGACUUCAGAUGAAAUAACACAUUUGAAAAAUUCAGAAGAGGCAAAUGAAGAUCCUAUAAUACCUAGUCAUGCCCUUUCAGAGAUAGCAGGAGACAACUCGGCACUAAAUGAUUCAGAUGGCACCCUUAUAAUGCAGGAUCAACCUGAAGUUAGAAUGGUUCCUGAAGAUGGUAAUAAAAUAACUGCAGACAAGUACGUUUAUGUUUCAAGACAUGAGAUGUCUGAUAUUGAUGACAAAUACAUCAAUUUGAAGAAUGAAAAUAUUAGUAACUUUAGAGAAAUAUCCAAUCAAAAUUACUCAAGUGUGCCUAAAAGUGAAGUUCCAGGAGCAGACUCUCCAAAUAAUACAUCAGAUAGCAUACCUAAAGAAGCUCAUGGGUAUCAUAACCUUACUUUCAGACUGGAGGGUCUUCCAAUGCAAGACAAGUCAAAUUAUUCAAAUGAUGACAAUAUUAAGAAUACAACAGAUUUAUUAUAUGAAUUGCCAGGACCAAGUGUACAGAAUAAUACUGAAGUUUACUUUAGUACUUCAGUAGUAAUUGCUCUUUCAGUAUGUUGCAGUGUUGUUUUGCUUGCAGGUCUCGUGACAUUUACAUUAUGGUUAUGUCGUAGACAUAGAAGUAGAAGUAAAAUAUAUCUAAGUCGUGAAGCUGUAAAACCAAGAGCAUUCUUCACAAAGCCAAUGAAUCCUGCACUACUCCCAGAUGAAAGCAUUAGAGACCCACAGUAUGUUUUGGAGUUCCAGAGACCUAGGGCACCUGUAAUGUUGGGUAAUGACCAAAAAAAUAUAAUUUUCAAGUCAGAAAAAUCAGAGGAUCUUGGCUUAGGUUUAGAAAAUGAUGGUUUCACUGAUAUUCCUCUUGAAGAUCUCAAGAUUGAAGGCUAUAAAAAAAAGAAGAGACACUCACAAGAUCCACCAAAAUACAGUUCCAAAGCUAAAAUGGAAAGUGACACAGACUCUGGAAUAAGAGUUUGGUCAUCAACAGGAUCCUUGUAUACUGCCUCACCCCAAUUAACACAUUGUUCAGUACCACCACCACCUUACUCUCCAUCUAUUGGGGAGGAACCUGUGUGUCUGUCAGUUCAUUCACUUCCUUCUCUUUCUAAAAAGUUAGGGUUAAUAGAUUUGUAAUGGUCAUUGUUUGUGUGUUCAUAUAAGUCAUUUAAGAUGUGAUAUAGUGUAAAGGUAUAUACAAUAUAUAUAUAUGUUCCAUUGACUUGCCAUCUUGGAAGAUUCCAAGACAGUAGGACCAUACAAAACUUGAAUGCAACUAUUCAAAUGUUAGUUUAAAUAGUUAUGUCUCUAAUCUCAAAUUGUGAUAUUCAAAAUUACAAAGAAAUUCUGGAAGGAUCAAAUCCCUGUAAUGAAUUUAUUCUAAUUUGGCCCAGGUACAGUGCAAGUAGUUAGCCAUUAAAAUUUUCUAUAAAAAGUAAAGACUGUUAUUAACAUUGUAUUUUAUAACUUUAUUUAAAACAGUUUUGCUAAACAGAUGUUCCUAAUUUAUAUACAUGGGUUUGCUUAUAAAAAGCCAGUUGCAUUGCUUUAAGUUUCUUUUGGAAAUUUGUUAUAAGGUGAAUAUUUGCAUUCUUUUCACUUUCAUUCACCAGUAGAGUUUGCUUUUUGGGAAAAUAACUUCUGAUGGUUACAUCUUAUUUUUCUUGUGUGUCCUUUUUUAAGUGUAGAUGUAUCAAGUUUUGGUUCAGUCUAAAAACAAUUUUUGAUUACGGAGUGGUAUGAGUCAACCAAAUCUUUAUAAAUGUUAUGUAGAGUAAACAUGCUUUAAAAAAGACAACAAUAAAUAAUAAUUAUUGGUUUCAUUGGUAUCCAGAUAUAUAUAUAGAUAUAUAUAUAUGUCUAAUGUAAACAAUCAUACACACAGGGAGGUUGUAGGGUCAUUGCUUAAUUACAGUGUUUUCUGAGUCAAGUUUACAAGUUUGUUUACACCGUUACCUUUGACUUAGGCUGUUCAAUACACAGCUCAAAAUUUUGUUAUUUUUCCAUAAUGGUACAUAACUACUCAGCAUUAAACAAAUAUGCAUGUUAGUACACCUGGAACCUAAUGAAAAGUUUUUUAAAUUGGAGCUCAUAUGAUAGUGGCAAAAAGCUUUGCAAACACUCCUUUUGCUAUCCUUGAAUACUGCUGUUUUCUGAAGAGCUAACACAAGUAGUAUGAAAAUGCAAUGCAUUAUUUCAUUUCUCAUAUAUUUAUCUGUUAUUUAUUUAUCAUUUUUAUUUUUAUUUUUUUUUUUUAUUGAAAAAUAUCAGUUGUUACAGGAUAUCACUGUCUCUGGAAUUUCCCCUUACCUAUAUGUUUACUAUGGGGUGUAAUGCUCAUGAUGAACCAUUACUAGGAUACAAGUAAGCAAGAGAAGUACUUAAAAUCAUAUGGUGUAAAUUUGUAGUUUUCAAUGUACAGAUAGUAAUAUUGAUGAAGUGCCACAGUAAUCGUUUUUGCUGUACAUUGCUACUUUUGGGUUUCAUUGUCAUCUGCAAACCAAAGACUAAGUAAGCUCUUUUUUAUUUUUUAUUUUAUUAUUUUUCUUCUCCAUCUGUUGGGUUAGUCCUUUCAGAAUAUCAAAGAAAUACCUCAGCAUGUACAUUCUGUAAAUAUUUAUACUUCUAAGGAAAGUUACAAUUUAGCUUUUUAGAUAGGUACAGUUUCCAUCCAUUGUUACCAAAGCCAUGUUACAUUUCUUCCCCAAUAUCUUUUGUCAUUUUUACUGUUAAUAUUAUACAAAUGAUGAAAAUAAAAAGUUAUUAUACUGCAUUCUAAUGUUUAGAGUGCAUUGAUUCUUGGGUAUACUUUUGAUGUAAAGUGUCCUGUUGUGUUUGUGAUAUAUCUAAAAUAUAUGCCGUAUCAACAGCCAAGGUACUUUGUAUUGUGAUGUAUCAGUAACAUUUAUAAACAUACAAAACAAUAACAUUUUUACUUUGUUAAUGUAAAAUAAAUUCAUGUUUGGUUAACAGUUUGUAUUGUCACUUGCCAGUAUGAAGACUUGACAGUAGACAUAAGCUUGAAGUACCUGGUAUUAUUAAUGCAGCAUUAGAGAAUAUUUUUAGGUUUCUGUAAUCUUCAGAUGUAGCUGGAGUCUAAUAAUUAUAAAGAAAAAGGAAA
Penaeus indicus is the source of this 4961-nucleotide messenger RNA. RefSeq lists its product as uncharacterized. The transcript has 3 exons. Bases 776 to 2977 code for a protein of 733 amino acids. The record is from RefSeq and is a predicted model, not a curated record. NCBI's taxonomy places the organism in Eukaryota, Metazoa, Arthropoda, Malacostraca, Decapoda, Penaeidae.